Molecule: messenger RNA, 4236 nt
Organism: Somion occarium
Lineage: Eukaryota; Fungi; Basidiomycota; Agaricomycetes; Polyporales; Cerrenaceae
Source: the annotation of a GenBank genome assembly
ACGGGAAAUUUCGAUAGCGCGUUAUAUACCCCACCUUCACAGUCCAUGUCUCCGAAUUUUGCUUGAACAUCUAUCCGGUCUCUCUUUCCUCUCUUUGGUUUAAAGCACUCAUUGUGCUUCACGUCUACCGCCAUGUCUCUUGUAGAGGCACCUUGGACGAAGACCCCGGAAGAAAUUCUACAACACUUUUCGGUUGACCCAGCUCGUGGACUCUCGUCGGAACUCGCAGCAAAGCAUGCUGAAAUAUAUGGCAAGAAUGAACUCCCGGAAGAGCCUUCUACGCCAUUAUGGGAACUCAUCUUGGAACAAUUCAAGGACCAGCUCGUUUUGAUUCUACUAGCAUCUGCGAUUGUAUCAUUUCUUCUAGCACUGCUAGAAAACAACGAGGACUCUACUUUCUUGAGCGCAUUCGUUGAACCAUUGGUUAUUCUCCUCAUUCUCAUCGCGAACGCCGCGGUUGGCGUUAUCCAGGAAUCGAAUGCAGAAGCUGCUAUUGAUGCUCUUAAAGAAUACUCUCCGGAUGAAGCAAAAGUCUUUCGUAAUGGUGACAUCGCCCGUGUGCAUGCAUCCGAGCUCGUACCUGGAGAUAUUAUCGCGGUUGCAGUAGGAGACAAGAUUCCUGCAGACUGCAGGCUACUUUCCGUAUCUUCAGGUAGCUUCCGUGUGGAUCAAGCUAUCUUGACAGGCGAGAGUGUCAGUGUGUUCAAGUCCGUCGGGGCAGUGGAGGACAUGAAGGCUGUGAAGCAAGAUAUGACAAAUAUGUUUUUCUCGGGUACGACCGUGGUGAACGGUAGCGCACGGGCAAUCGUCGUCUACACUGGGCAGCGCACAGCCAUUGGUGACAUCCAUAAGUCGAUCUCUUCGCAGAUCAGCGAGAAGACACCUCUGAAGCGCAAGUUGGAUGACUUUGGUGACAUGCUCGCCAAGGUCAUCUCUGUCAUUUGCAUCCUCGUCUGGCUUGUCAACUUCAGGCACUUUUGGGACCCUGCUCACCAUGGGGCUUUGAAGGGUGCAGUUUAUUACUUCAAGAUUGCUGUCGCAUUGGCUGUGGCUGCUAUUCCAGAAGGGUUGGCUGCUGUCAUUACGGCUUGUUUGGCCCUUGGCACAAAGAAGAUGGCCCAGAAAAAUGCGAUUGUUAGGAAUUUGCCUAGCGUCGAGACUCUUGGCUGCACAAACGUCAUCUGCUCCGAUAAGACUGGUACUCUGACAACUAACCAGAUGAGCGUAUCCAAGUUUCUAGUUAUCAAUCCGAAUGGCGUUCCCCAAGAAUACCACGUAGAGGGCACCACGUUCUCACCUAUCGGGUUGGUCAAACCUGCUGAUGGCAAAGAAGGCUUUGCUGAACUUCGCCCAGAGCCUCUUUUGCGUUUGGCGGAGAUCAGUUCCAUUUGUAAUGAUGCGAGGAUCGUCUAUCACGCUGAGAAAGGAUCGUACGCUAAUGUCGGUGAACCGACUGAAGCUGCUCUCAAGGUCCUCGCAGAAAAACUCCCUUGCCCCAGUCCGGAACUUGAGAAAUCCCUUUCUUCGCUUUCCCCCGCUGAACGUGCCAAUGCCGUCAAUGGAUACUACGAGAGCACCAUUUCCAGACUUCUCACAUUCGAAUUCUCUCGUGAUCGCAAGAUGAUGUCUGUCCUCGUUCGUCGAAACAGUUCAGCAUCCCUUCUAGCCAAGGGUGCUCCAGAGUCCAUCUUGGAACGCAGCACCUCUGUACUCAUCAAUGGCCGGACCAUCCCUCUCUCCCCAGAACUUCGCUCUUCCCUCCUUCAACAGACGGUCACGUACGGUUCCCAAGGUCUCCGUGUUCUCGCUCUGGCUUAUGUCGACAAUGUCGAUGCCGACGCCCGUCAUUACGAGUGCCAGAGCACUGCCGAAUAUGCUCAUUUUGAGCAAAACUUUACCUUCGUUUCACUCGUUGGUAUGCUUGACCCACCAAGACCCGAGGUCAAGGGUGCUGUAGCGAAUUGCAAGGCUGCGGGUAUUCGUGUCAUUUGUAUCACUGGUGAUAACAAAGACACAGCAGAGACCAUCUGUCGUCAGAUUGGUAUCUUCGGUGAGGAUGAGGACUUGACAGGCAAGAGCUACACUGGCCGUGAGUUGGAUGACCUGAGUCAUGAACAGAAAUUGGCUGCUGUUAUGCGCGCUAGCUUGUUCAGCCGUACUGAGCCUGGCCAUAAGACUCAGUUAGUCGAUCUCCUACAGAGCCAAGGCCUUGUCGUAGCAAUGACUGGUGAUGGUGUCAACGAUGCUCCUGCACUGAAAAAGGCUGAUAUCGGUGUCGCUAUGGGAAGUGGUACCGAUGUAGCCAAGCUCGCUGCCGAUAUGGUUCUCGCAGACUCGAACUUCGCAACAAUAGAGCAAGCAGUAGAAGAAGGUCGUCUCAUCUACAACAAUACCAAGCAAUUCAUUAGAUAUCUCAUCUCAUCUAACAUUGGCGAGGUCGUCAGCAUCUUCUUAACCGUCCUGUUGGGCAUGCCAGAAGCUCUAAUUCCAGUACAGCUGUUAUGGGUCAAUCUCGUGACGGACAGUCUUCCUGCGACGGCUCUUGGUUUCAACCCAGCAGAUCACAGCAUUAUGAGGGUCCCACCACGCAAUAGCCGUGAGCCACUCAUUGGCAAAUGGUUGUUCUUCAGAUACCUUGUUGUCGGCAUCUAUGUCGGCGUUGCCACUGUUGCCGGAUAUGCAUGGUGGUUUACGACGUACGCAGGAGGUCCUCAAAUCUCCUUCUACCAACUGACUCAUUUCCAUCAUUGCUCUGAGUUAUUCCCCGAAAUCGGAUGCCAGAUGUUCACCAACGCCAUGGCACGCCACGCGACAACAAUGAGCUUGUCGAUCUUGGUCACCGUCGAGAUGUUCAACGCAAUGAACUCCCUUUCAGAAAAUGAGAGCUUACUUCGACUGCCGAUAUGGAAGAAUCCAUUCCUUGUCGCAGCCAUCACCCUCAGUAUGCUGCUACACGUCGCCAUCUUGUAUAUCCCUGUUUUCACUACCCUAUUCGCCAUCACUCCUCUCAAUUGGAUCGAGUGGAAGGCCGUUUUGUACUUUAGUGCUCCCGUUGUUGUAAUCGAUGAGGUCUUGAAAUUCGUUACGGCGACUUUCGUUGACCCCCCGAGUAAGGUGAAAGUGCAAUAGUAUUGUGCUAUCAUAGACAUACCAGACCGAUAUACUAUUGUAUAAUCUAUCUGCAUUUGCAACUUUAGAUGAUUCCAUCCUAUCCAUUGUUAGAAAUGGUGAGUAACCAUGCAUGUGUAUUUUUGCACAUAUCAAACGUUGAGCGAUGUGCUGUAUCGUCGACAAAUCUAUUCCUUCCGCUCUCGGGUGGAUAGCGGGGCGGAUGAUGUCAGACGAUAUCAGACAUCCGCUUAAGUUUGUUUCUUCCGAGAAACUGUGAGCCCGAGCCCUUAUAAGCAAUACUCAGACUGUAAUCCUCAGUUUCAUUUUGCCUUCAUUCCACACUUCUCCUUGCUACCUCAUCACAGGAAACAUUUUCGUCACAAUGGAUACAAAGAAGGCUUAUUUGAAGUUCGAGGCCGAAGUCAGCCUUGAAAACGAAGCGCUUGUCAAGAGGUUCAAUCACUUGGCCAUGAAACGUACCACACAGCUUAAUCCUCGACCGUGCUCACACGAACCCCGGACGUUCAUUAAUAACUGGUACUUCGAUGUUCGCCCUAUCACUCUCCCAUUCGGUCCCCAUGAAACGUUUCCAGCAGAGAUGUUAGUGAUCUUCAAUGGAAGCUCUCGCAGGUUCCAUGCGGAAGGACCAUUCCGCGUAUUCGACGAUACGAGAGCGGACCCAGAUUCUCUGAAGCGAAAGGCUGAAUGGAUAGCGAAACUGCUCGUACGAGCGUUCGCCAAACAAAGCCGGAUGGAGGCGACCGGGAUUUUCUCCCCAGGCUCGCGAAGAACGGUACCAUGGACAUGGUCAACUGGUGACGAGAGGGUGAGGUCUGCCAUUCAGGAUGCACUACGAGCUUUGGGUGUGCGCCAGCAGUUGUGUACGGUAGGACUUGAGGGGCCUUUGGGAUCUGAUAGGCGGAUGGCCGACGAGCAGUGGACUUCUAUACGGGAUGCGUUGAUCAUUGAAGUCGGGAAGAUACCUGAUCCACGGAAUCACUAGAUGGAUGUUGUUCUAAACGUGCCCCCUGAGCUCUAGUUCUCUUAUAAUGCUAAUGAUGAUGUGUCGUUGUGUCCCUGAAUAUCUAGUUGGUCCAUCCCAAAAAGGGAAGGCUGUGAACAGAA